AUGCCCGUAGCCGAGGGUAAGCACUUCACCAUCUCCAAGCACGUGUGGGACUGGGAACGCAACGUGGACUGCCACUCUUCCCUUCAGAGCGACUACCCCGAGGAGAAGUACAAGAUGCAACAUGAUAUCUACAGCCUAGGUGUUUGUCUUCUCGAUUUGGGUCUCCAAGAGUCUUUUGUGACGUACGAUGCGGCAAGAACCCCUCAGCCCAGCCCCAGAUUCACAGAUGUCAGCACUUGGUUGCAGAGGUCAGGCCACAGCACGACUUGGGGCUUUGCACAAUACCUCAAAGACUACUUUGAGCAUCUAGCGUGCAAGGCCACCUGGUCCACCGCCGCCUCCUCCGAACGCUCCUCCUCCACCUCCUGGCGGCCCUCCUCCGCCACCUCCGUUCGAGCCUGGUCCGCCUCCGCCUCCCCCGGGGACACCACCUCCUCCCCCCGGGACACCACCGCCACCUCCGGGAACACCACCACCGCCGCCUCCGGGAACACCACCGCCACCGCCUCCACCACCAUCGCCGCCGCCGCCGCCUCCGCCUCCUCCACCGGGGCCACCAGGACCGCCACCUCCUCCACCACCUCCUCCGCCUGGUUAUCCAGGGCCACCACCACCACCUCCGCCGCCACCAGGACCUCCAGGGCCUCCAGGACCCCCUGGGCCACCUGGACCUCCUGGGCCACCGCCGCCGCCGCCUCCACCACCACCAGGACCACCUCCUCCUCCUCCUCCUCCACCUCCGCCGCCAGUCCCGACAACAGUUGUCGUUACUACGACCGUAUUCCCCGGAAUGAGCACGAGUACUUCAUUGCCACAAGCCCAAACCACCGUCUUCGUCACAGUCACUCCCCCGCCUGUGACCAUUACGGCCGCGGUGAUUCCCACCGCAGCCCCCGAUCUCAGGACCGAUGGCGGUCCAAGAAGGCUCCAGCCAACGGCACCUGA
Colletotrichum karsti is the source of this 945-nucleotide messenger RNA. RefSeq lists its product as uncharacterized. The transcript is spliced from 3 exons. Bases 1 to 945 code for a protein of 314 amino acids. NCBI's taxonomy places the organism in Eukaryota, Fungi, Ascomycota, Sordariomycetes, Glomerellales, Glomerellaceae. The record is from RefSeq and is a predicted model, not a curated record.